This is a messenger RNA of Penicillium alfredii, 3123 nucleotides long. RefSeq lists its product as uncharacterized. NCBI's taxonomy places the organism in Eukaryota, Fungi, Ascomycota, Eurotiomycetes, Eurotiales, Aspergillaceae. Bases 1 to 3123 code for a protein of 1040 amino acids. The record is from RefSeq and is a predicted model, not a curated record. Gene Ontology annotation, cellular component: nuclear envelope; cytosol. Gene Ontology annotation, molecular function: small GTPase binding. The transcript is spliced from 3 exons. Gene Ontology annotation, biological process: protein import into nucleus.
AUGGAGCAAGAGCUCCUGUCGCUCUUGGCAGACACCCAGUCGCCCCGCGCCGAUACUAGAAAAGCCGCGGAGCUUCAACUAGGACAGCUCUAUUCCAACGAGUCCUUCCCUGUCUCCCUCACAGCCAUUGCCUCCCAUGAAUCUGUACCCGUGAAUCUCCGCCAGUCCGCCCUGUCAGUGCUGCGUACUUUUAUCGGUGCCGCCUGGUCCCCCAUUCUCGAUGAUUUCAAGGGCCAAAUCCUCGUCGCCGACGCGAACAAGGCACACAUCCGUUGCGCAUUGCUUGAACUCGCAACCACCGCCGAGACCCCCGAGCGCAAGGUGAAAGCCUCGGCUAGUUACGCUGUGAGCAAAGUCGCCAGUGCUGACUUUCCCGAUGACUGGCCCGAGCUGCUCCCCUCACUCCUACACAUCAUCAAUGAUGCUGGCAGCAGUGAUGGCGCAUUGCACGGCGCGCUCAAGGUUCUUUUGGACCUCGUUGAUACCGGAUUCAGCGAGGAGCAGUUCUUCAACAUCGCUCGUGACCUCGUCUCGUCCCUCUUCACUGUGGCCACGUCCGAGACCCGACGACCGAUCCUGCGGGCUUUGGCCGUCACCGUCUUCCGAUCCUGUUUUGAUACACUGGAAAUGGUUCUGGAAGAACACAAGGUUGCCAUCAAGCAAUUCAUGGAUGAGGUGCUGAGUGGAUGGUCGCCGUUCUUUGACGCGACCUUGAAGGCGCCUCUGCCCCAAACCCCCGGCGAGGAAGAAGCAAAUAAGGAAGGCGAGAUUGCAUCACAGUGGCGUGGAAUCAUUGGCUUGAAAAUCCAAAUUGUCAAGACCCUGAUGAAAAUUCGCAUGGUAUUCCCCGCCCUUCUCACAGCCCAGAGCCCGCUCUUCUUUUCGACUGUUUGGGCAGAGCUUACCAACGCGUUGCCCAUUUAUCAAAACUUCUACAUUGAGGAUGAGAGGCAGGGUCGCUUGGAAGAUACGGACGGACUGCCAUACUCUCUUGAUUUCUUGGUUCUCGAGGAGUUGGAUCUCAUCCAAACACUGAUCAAGGCACCUCCCGUGAAAGCGGAGUUGCAGCAGCAACUUCAAAAUGCCGGCGCGGCUGCAAGCUCAUCCAGCUGGCUCCCGGAGAUCAUGAAGCUCGCCAGUUCUUACGCGCAAAUCACCACAGAAGAGGAGGGCCUGUGGGAGAUGGACGUGAAUCUCUUCUUAUCAGAGGAGACCUCGGUCACGGCCAAUUACACCCCUCGGGCAUGCAGCGGGGAUCUGGUCACCAAAACCGGCGAGUGGUUGAAGAACACUGCAGUUGAAGGGCUGCUGGCUUACAUGAACACCCUUUUCGCUGAUUCUUCCUCUUCAUGGAAACUUCGCGAGGGGGCUCUGUACGUUCUGAGCACAUUGCUUCGAGACUUGGGCGAAGUGUCUCAGCAGAUCUCUCCCGAGCUCGCCAGUCACUUCAACCAAUUCGUGCAUUUUGCGACCCAGCAGGAACAGGAGCUCUUGCGCGCACGAGGCUACCUCGUGGCUGGGGCUUUGGCUCAGGUGGCGGGUGAUGACUUCCAGCAAACGACAUCUUCUUACUUGGAAGCUACUCUGAAGGCCAUUGCCGAGGAUCCUGCCGAGGUGGUCAAGGUGGCCUGUAUUCGGGUUUUGCAGGACCUGGUUCCUUCUUUACCAACUUCUGUGUCCCGUCCCUUCCAGGUGCCCGUCAUCUCAGCCAUUUCAGAAUUCGUCUCUGCGCAUGACCUGCGCGAACAGUCUGAUUGUGAUGAUCUUAAGGUCACAUUGGCGGAAACACUUCGAGACACUAUCAUGGCGGAGCCGACAGUGGUUCUCUCGUCCAUUGCUAUCGACGUGCUCUUCAGUAUCGCUAGCAGCGGAGCCGAGAACUUCCAGCUAACCAUGACCGUCACUGAGGCCUUUGAGGACAUCGUGGAGCAGAUCUCUGAUGGUAGCCCUGACGCGUACAUGCGGCUUUGUGAGAAAGUACUGCCCUCGCUGAUGGGCGCAAUGGACGUGGGCAACCUCACUCAAGAGAACGCUUUGACCAACUUUGCUGCUGAUCUUCUCCGAGCUCUGGCCGAGCGAAGUUCCGAGCCGAUGCCUGCCGGGUUUGUUGAGACGGUGAUGCCCAAGGUAAACCGGCUACUGCUCAACUCGACCGAGGCUGAGCUGAUCCGACCCGCAACGGAAGCUGUGCGUCACAUGCUCUCGCAUGACUUUGCCCAGUUUGCGGCGUGGCGGGAUCCGCAGUCCGGGAAAGAGGCGCUCGAGGUCGUGCUGGUAAUCAUCGACCGUCUGCUGGGGCCGGCCGUGGAUGACAAUGCUGCGACCGAAGUCGGGCAGCUGGCGGCAGAGUUGGUGGAGCGGGCCGGCUCAGAGCGCCUGGGACCUUACCUGCCGCAGCUUCUGCAGGCAGUGGCUCAGCGGUUGGCGACGGCACAACAAGCCCAAUUCAUCCAGAGCCUCAUCUUGGUCUUUGCACGGCUCACGCUGAUUAGCGCGCGCGAAGUCGUCGACUUCUUAGCUCAAGUGAACCUGGGUGGACAAAGCGGACUCACGGUGGUGCUGAGCAAGUGGCUGGAGAACUCGGUCAACUUUGCGGGCUACGACGAGAUCAAGCAGAACAUCUUCGCGCUGGCUAGGCUGUACGAGUUGGCCGACCCCCGGCUGGCCGAGGUGCCAGUCAAAGGCGACCUCAUCAUCCAGGACACGGGUCGCAUCAAGACACGGUCGCAAGCACGCUCUAAUCCGGACCGCUACACGACGGUGCCGGCGCCCCUGAAGAUCGUCAAGGUGCUCGUCGAGGAACUGGCUGCGGCUUCGGGCAGCAAGGAGAUCGACGCGGCCACGGCGGCGGCCCUGGACGAUGCCGGUAGCGACGAUGGCGAUGACGACUGGGAGGAUGUGCCGGGCCAGACGCUGGAUUUGGGCCUUGGCGUCACCAAACAGGCGCUGAUGAGCUUCGGCGAGGGCGGGUCUGAGGGUGUGUUUGGAGUGCGGCGACGGGAUGACGGAACCCAGGCCUUCCUUGCCGACUUCUUCCGCCAGGUGUCCACACGGCCGGGAUUCGAGGAGCUGUUUGCCGCGCUGACUGCAGACGAGCAGGCCAAGCUCCAGAGCUUGGGGUGA